ACACAUGACGGACCUCGCGGGAGAAGCCCAUUGAUUCUCACCUAUUUAUACCAUUAUCGUCUGAAUGUGAAUUUGUUUUUGUUUAUACUUUGAACCUGUAGCUGCAUAAUAUUCUUAGAAUCAUAUUUUCAUUGAGCAUUUUAUAUCAACAUUUUUCUUGAAUCCAUUUGAAAUCAUUUCAUACCAAAAUUGGCGUCUGAAAAGACUCAAUGGCGCAGAGGCCCGCCUGAGAGGACAAUAACCCACAAAGACGCGCACACAAGUAGCAGAUAUGCCGUCACGGAGGAACACGCAGAUCCAGAAGACAGCCUCAUGGGCCAACCACUGCUUGGACGUUCAUCCCUGAAGCCAGGCCUGCGUGUCCAUGAGGCCCCUAAAGAGCCCAGCCAGUCUGCUCUGAAUGGGGCCUCCACCACAUGAACUGACAUGGAGGAUGAAGAUGGCACUUGUUUACUUGAUGUUUUAUGUGACCCCCAAGCCCUGAAUGACUUCCUUCAUGGAACCAACGAGCUGGAAGGUGACGACCUGCUCAUUAAUUCCUCCCCAGGAGAGCCCUCGUUGUUUGCUGAUGCCCCCAGUCCAGGAUCCUUGCUGGCAGAUGAUGUUCCAUCCCGGGACACCCCCCCUCCAGGUUGCGUUGACCUGUCCUUCUUGGAAGAAGCACUUCUCAGUUCUCCAGAUGGGGUUCCUGAGGUAGGGCAGGGAGGCCCAGUGGGGGUUGUAGAAGAGGAGGAGGAGGCAUGUGAUAUCCUACAACAGAGUCUUCAGGAGGCUGAUAUCACUGAGCAGACCUUGGCACUAGAAGCUGGGUUGGCUGCCCCUGGAGAUGCCCUGUCUCUUUACAACCCCCCUGGAACACUGAUUGGUUCUCUUGCCUCACAAUUCCUGCCCAAAACCUCUCCCUUGCCAACAAUGCCCCGGGAUACCCAAGCAGCUGUGGAGCCCCCACAGCCCUCACUGCUGGCUGUGGGGCCAGGUUGCCCUUCUCUGAAGCCCGCUGCCCCUCAGCUAAUGGGUCUUCUACCUGGCACAGUUUUCCCCGCAACUCCACCCGAAGCCUCUAUUUCCCUAAGUCCUGCCCAGGGCUCUGGAAUGAUCAUUCAGAAGGCCCUUCCAAGCCUGACUGGUCGCCCCAUGAUGGCGACCUCACUGAGAGCCACCACAGGCCCAGGGAUUCUGCUGACACGAGGCCCUCUGCCAAUCCAGCCCAAGAUGCCUGUCAACAUCCAGCCCCGUCUGGUACAAAUAAGUCCCAAGCCCUCUGGACAGAAGAACUCACCAAGCCUUACUUUGGUUCAAGGGACAGCUUCGCCAAACAUUCUGUUGUCCCCUCCGCUAGGCCCCAAGCAACCCCCAGCCACCCCUCACCUCAGCAAGCCAGUCAGUGUGCAGUUGUUGAAUCAAGGGGGAUCCAUCGUCAUUCAGCCCCAGGGUCUAUUUCAAGGCCACAAUCAGUUCCUGCUUCCCAACCAAACUCCUGUGACGGUACCCCAGUCUGCCGGUGCUACGCGCCCCUUGCUCACUCCUGCCAGCCAGCAAGAGGUUUCAGUGCGGGGCAGGGCACCUUCUUCUGGUCACCUGAUGGACAGCACUCAGAUUCUUACAGCCCCUCCUAGGCAGCUGAAUUUCAGCCCCGUAUUCACAACACCAACAGGGCAGUUAGCGCUGAGGCAAGGUGCCCUCUUAUCAGCUCCUUUGCACCUACAGUCUGCACCCCCUACUAUAGUCCAGAUGCCUGCACAAGUGGCUGGAAGCUACACGCCGCAAGGGCAGGCACAGCGGGGCAGCUUGCUUCAUGGCACUGCCUUGGGGGGCCACAUCACUCUGAUCAACAGCCCCGGGAUGCUUCCAUCGGAUGUAGCCUCCAUUUCUAUUGUCAACGGUCCUUCGGUGGUACAGGGUCUGCCCUUUCCACCUCAGACCCAGCAGCCUAUCUCAGGGGGCGUAGAUGGACAGCAAAGCCAGCCACAGACCUCUGUCUUACUGCUGCCUGAAACAUCUGCCCUAGAGGAUAAAGGCUCAAAUGAAGAACAGCUACUCCAUGUUCCACGGGUGUGUCCCACAGAGGUCCAGUCCUCUCCCCCAGUUUUGACUGUACUGCAGCCUCAGCUGGACAUCCCCCUCCACCAUGACCCAGUCAAUCCCCUGCCCGAACACAUUUUACCGCGUGCAAAUGGGUCGCAGGUGCUCGACAGGCUGCCUAGCCCAGCUCCUUCGAAACACGACUUCAUGCAUCGUCUCCAGCAGGUCAACCAGCAGAGUCUUCAGCCACAGGCAACAUCUGCUGAAAACCUGCCUGUGACACUGCAGGUCCAAGUUACGCCCCGUAUCUCAGCUCAGGCUGCUCAGCGGGAGACAUCUACACCUUCUCAGCUCACCGUCAGCCAAGCAGGGGCCCCCCCCGUGACCCCAAACCCUAGAGGGAUCGGCACUUCCACCCAUCCUGGGCAUGAGCAGCUUGGGCCGCGAUGCUCACCUCUGAUUGGCCAGGCAUCAUUAAGCACAACCCCAGCCGGCUUCUCCUCCCCAUUUGCUGGGCAGGCCGAGAGUCUGUCUGAGUCUCGACACGGCAAGGCGCCCCAUUUCUCACAGGCCACCACCCCCGUACACACGGUGCCGUCCCCUUUAGUGGUCGGUCUGUCUGUUGGGCCACAUUCGCCCACACGUCUCCUGGGUUCGGAGGAUCCUCAAGCCCCAACUGACCCCCCCACCCAGCUGCGGGCACAAGUUAGUGAGUAUCGGUGGACUGUGAAGUCUAACUGUCAAGCAAAUAUAAAGUAUCAAAGGAGGCGCAUUAAUCGGUGUCAUUUAUAUGCUGAUUUAUUUUACUCACCAGAACAAGCUUUGGUUUCUGCUGUACAGAGUAGAGGGUCUCCCUUGUGCCCUGAUCCAGCCUCUCCAAAAAUCCAAGGACCCCAGAUUCAGGGGCAACACAGUCUGAAGCACCACAGUCAAGUGACUCAAACCGAGCAGCAUUCAAACACGCAGGUAACAACAUGCAAUGAUAAAGAAAGAGAAGAGAGACUCAGCCCAGCAAUGCGCAAACACAGGUUCCAGCAACUGUUGUGCAGGGAUCACGCUGCAGUUCUGAGCCCGGAUGCCCACUCCCCAUUCCUGUCCCUGGAGAACGCAGUAAUUCGUCUGCUGCCAUACCACACUUGUGCGGGGUGUUUACCCAGCCAGACAGACUUCCUCACAGUAGACAAGCAGUUUGAAGCUGUGUCUGGCCUGCUACUGAAACGUACCAAGGAGAUGCUAAACAAGUAUCGGCAGCUAUUGUUGGGGGAAGCCCAGCAGGUAAGCCCAUCAGCAGAAAUGGUAAUGUUGGAGCGGCUUUUCCUCCAAGCGGAGAGGGGAGUUCUCGGGGAAGAGAAGCGCAAGGCCCGACUAGAGCCAGAAUCCUUUCUGGUGUCUCUCCGUAAACCAGCAUCUGGACCGCCUUUGUUGCACUCUAACAGCCCCCCCUCACCUCCCUCGUGGGCCCUGCUGUCUGAUCGCCCGCCAGGCCUCAAAACGUACCGUUCCAGUAGCCGGGGGGCACUCAAACUCACCAUAAAGCACGAGUCGGGAUCUCGCAAGGUAGUGCACAACUCGGCCUGUGAAAGUACAGGCAGUCCUCCUUCCAGCCACAAGCAAGAUUGCACUGGGCAGCUGACUAAUGGAAGAGACACAAUUAACAGACAAGGACAAGGAGGCCAGGACCCUACUUACCCCCAGAAUCAGACUGAGUCAUCAGACAAUAACCGGAGUCAGGUAACCGGUGAGGCCCAGGAAUCAAAACAGAUUACUGACACACACGCAGCGUACAGCCACUCCCAAGUAGACCCACAAUCCUCUGCUUCGGUGCCGCCCAGCACUGACCCUAUCCUCUGCCCCCCGAAACCUAAAAGACUCCGACCAGACCCUGACCAAGAUCAGCAGGGUCUGGCUUUUCCUGGAGAGGACCAUGUCCUCAAUGAGCAUCUUCAAAGUGCUAUUGACAGCAUCCUAGAGCUGCAACGUAUGCAGGGGCCACCAAGGCUCCAGACGCAACCUCCUCCGGAUAGCAAGGGAGCGUCCGCACUGGAGCAGGCUGUCAGUAGCAUCAUGGAGGGACACCGGUAGGGAGAAGGUGGCAAGAUAUAGGCAGUGACAUAUGAAGGAGAAUAAACUGUAGAAAGGAAUUCAAAGGUAGUACUGAUGUACAGGCUUAAUAUUACUAAAUACAAAUUUUAUGUAGAUGUUUCACAUUGAAUCCAUUUCAAAUAGCAGAUACAGUUAUACGUCAGGAGUUCGUGAAAUGGUUCAGACGUUCAAACGAUACAUCAGGUGUUCAGACAAGUCGUUCAGCAUUCGUAGCACAUCCAUAGCAGUCAAAUUAUCUGCAGUAGCAUUUACUGUAAAAAGUACAAAAAAACAAAAAACAAAUGGGAUAUUCCUCAAGUAUUAUUUGAAGAUAUUAAUUUAAGGUUUGUCCUGAUGUGAAGUAUGUAUCCGUUUUUAUUAGCUUAGUAAUAAAUGACAGCGGCCCGUUUUCUGUUCGAAAGAGAUUGAGUUGUAAAAGGGAUAAAGAGGAUUUCCCACUAUACUGCACAAAGGCUGCUGUUCUGUGCAUCUAGUGCUCAGUCCCUCAUAUUCAGCCUUCUGAAUUACAGUGAGCCAUAAGAGGAUGGUCUUACUCUAAAGAAUUUUAUUUUUAUUGAACAGUGAUCAAGGCUGUGACAAAUAAUUCACCUUGGGUUAAGCUGCAUCUUGCAUAAACUGAGUGGGGGGGAAUCUGCAUUUGACAGCCAAAAGUCAUGCAGGCUACUUCAUCCUGAAUACACCAGCAAAUAUCAAUGUUGCAUCUGUGAAACUUUUGCGAGCAGAAAGGAGAACAAUAUACUUUGUCCAAAGAAGGCUUUAACGAGAAAACUAGAUUAUGAUCAUGUUUAGAUGUUUCUACACUGAGUGGAAGACAUAGAAUUCAUUCAUGUUUAGAACUUUGUAAGAUUUCUUUUAAUUUUCUGGAGACUUUUAACAGAUUAGCAAUAACAAAUAAAUGUUUGUAAAAACUGCUACUGUUACACUGAGGGGAGACUGCGGACUGAGUGAAGCUCAACUGCAGUUCAGGAUUCAGUGAACUAGAUUGAGGCCAGACCUAAAUGUGAGGCACAUUCACCACUGCCUUGAGAUCAGCCCUGUAACUGCAAUACAGUAAGACCAACAGGAUCAAUAACAUGGAGGUAAAACAAAGGGUGGUCAUAACAUUCUGAAGUGGUGAGUUCAGCAUGAGGAGGAGCAGGAGCGAUGUCACAAAACGGAACACACCUGGCUGACAUAUGACUGCCUGAAAGUUUCAAUUUUAGGCAUCAUUCGCGCUCAAUUUACCCAAUAACAUAUUGACAGCAUCUUUUAAUCUUCAAAUAGCCUUUGACCAAAAAGUUAGUGGUCGUUAGUGUCAAAUAUUUAUUUUUAAUACUAGAUGUUUUUCGAAUUUUUGUUGGGGGGGGGGGGAAAUGAAUGUUGGGCUCUUUUCAUGGAAGUUGUAGGGGUUGAACAACCAAAAUUUAAUGAUACCAUGUAAAUGAAGAUGAAGUAGGACGACAGAAGUACUUAAAGGACUGCAACCAUGUAUUUAUUAAUGCUACAAGAAUUUCCUAUACCAGGGUGCUUUGGUUUACCGUCAUAAUUUUAGGCUGAUCAAAAGUACAGAUGAACUCUAUUAACCCGUCUACAAAUUUGAGAACACCGAGUUGUAAUACUAAGGGUUUACCAUUGAAAACAGUAUUAGGGUUUAACUAAAAGAUGAGUGAUAAGUGAUCUAGUAAUUUGAAGGUUGCAUUGUGAAUGUCAACGUACUCAAAGCCUAGCCAGAAUAUUUAACGACAUGUAUAUUAGCCAAAACUGUAUUUAUGAAACAGGGUUGGACAAGUUAACUAGACAAAUUAAAUUAUAUUUAAAAUGGAUUAAAUUUUUUCCCCCUAAAGGAAAAGAGUUUGAACUAAAUUCGAGACCUCAGAAAUCUACGGUCUCUUCACAUUUCGGCCUCAUAGGGUUUUAAUGGAUGUCUUGAUAUUAACAGAGUUCAUCUGCAUAAAAACUAAAUAGAGAAAGGGAUAAUCCUGCAUGUUGAGCCAUUUUGUGUUAUGCAUUUUGUUCUUGUUUUUAUAACGGAGUUAAUGUGACCUGGGACCUCAGGUUAGACACUGUGCUUUCAUCUUAAGACUGACAGAUUGUUCUGUUGCCAAAAUCAAGGGGCCUUAAUUCACCAGAACCAGAUUGUAAUCAUAAUACUAAAUACCCAACUGAGUACUUUGACUUAAGUCAUGGAAGUGAUUCAUUUAGGACAUGUAAAGAGAAGCUUUUGUACACAUUUUUACAGACUAUUUAUUAA
Brienomyrus brachyistius is the source of this 6355-nucleotide messenger RNA. RefSeq names its product BRD4-interacting chromatin-remodeling complex-associated protein. Bases 427 to 4104 code for a protein of 1225 amino acids. The transcript has 14 exons. The record is from RefSeq and is a predicted model, not a curated record. Gene Ontology annotation, biological process: positive regulation of DNA-templated transcription. Gene Ontology annotation, cellular component: SWI/SNF complex. NCBI's taxonomy places the organism in Eukaryota, Metazoa, Chordata, Actinopteri, Osteoglossiformes, Mormyridae.